GCGACGGAAAGCCGGUUAUAAAACGAACGGUUUUUACACCCUUCGAUCCUGAUGGAUGUCUCUAAUCUCAAGAGCUAUGCAUCGGAUAUUCGUGUACGGGACUCUAAAGAGUGGGGAACCCAACGCUCAUUUGAUGGUUGAUUCCACCCUGGGAAAAGCGACCUUCGUAGGGAAGGCUGAAACUGUCCGAAAGUUUCCUUUACUGAUUGCAUCGCGAUUCAAUGUGCCCUAUUUGCUCUACAAACCGGGAACCGGCCACAGGAUCAUUGGUGAAGUGUACGAUGUCGAUGACAAGCUCUUGCAGUUCCUCGAUGAGUUCGAGAAUCACCCGAACUACUACCUACGUCAGCAAGAGGACGUGGAGUUCGAGUUGGACAAGCGCAUUGAGAAAGCCUGGGUGUAUAUGAUGAUGAAUUUCCGGGAUGAACUUUUGCAAAAGUCGUUGAUGGCGAACUAUUCUUCGAAAGGACCUCACGGUCUCCAAUACGUUGAGAGGUAUUUGAGAGACAAUGAGGACCCGAGUAAUUCCUAUUACGCAGAGGUUAAGAAAGAAUCGUGAGGACACCGAUCGUGUUGAGGAUCUAUACACGUAAUCAACGACAUCGCUGAGUUUAUUCCCAUGUUACGUUUCCAAAUAAAUGGGCAUUCGUCUAAUGUAUGAGACGAA
Messenger RNA from Galendromus occidentalis (western predatory mite), 667 nucleotides. Its product is annotated as putative gamma-glutamylcyclotransferase CG2811. NCBI's taxonomy places the organism in Eukaryota, Metazoa, Arthropoda, Arachnida, Mesostigmata, Phytoseiidae. Bases 56 to 559 code for a protein of 167 amino acids. The record is from RefSeq and is a predicted model, not a curated record. Gene Ontology annotation, cellular component: cytosol. Gene Ontology annotation, molecular function: gamma-glutamylaminecyclotransferase activity. The transcript has 3 exons.